This is a messenger RNA of Microbotryum saponariae, 2066 nucleotides long. The record is from the annotation of a GenBank genome assembly. Lineage: Eukaryota; Fungi; Basidiomycota; Microbotryomycetes; Microbotryales; Microbotryaceae.
AUGGGCGUCCAGGGUCUGACGACCUGGGUCGACCAGCAUACGACCCUAUGCGAAUACCACGAACUGUCAUCCGAUGGUGCUGCCAGCGUCCGGUCUGGCGAUGCCGCGAUCCCGUUCAUCAUCGACGGACUUGCUUUCCUGUCAUACCUCUUCCGCCUUAACAACCUCGCCAUCGUCGAUCCUAUCCGAGGCGGAAACUACCUCGAGCUGCGACGCCUUCUUCGGGAAUGCAUCGAAUACUACCGCGCCGUGGGGCUUGAACCCGAGAUCGUCUGGGACGGUAAGAAGCCCCCUAUGCCGACCAGCGCUGUGAGCUCGUGAGCUAAAGAUGGUUAGUGCAUCUCCGUUUUGCUCGCAGGACCUUACGGUAUCAGCAAGACGGAAACGAUCCUCAGCCGGGGAAGACAAGCGAUCCGCACCUCGCACGACUUCAUGCGCUCCAGCGACGACCAGCGAGCUCAUUUGCACGUGAUCUCUAGAGCGGCUAGACUGCCCCUGCUCGCUAGGUCGGCGUGCACCUACGAACUGCAUCAGCUUCACGUCAAGAUGCAUUCGGCUCAGGCUGAAGCUGAUUCUCCGACGGCUGAGUUGGCUCAACGCAGCAAUGGCUAUGCUGUCUCGCAAGGUGGGCCCCCACCUCCGGCUUGGGCUGAGAGCAUGCGAGGCUGAUCUUGGUCCGUCCGCUUGCAGACAGCGAUUACUUCAUUCUCCCUGCCAUCUCGAGGGGCUAUGUACCGCUGGACCGAAUCGGAUACGGCCCCGGACGCAUGGUACGACCCGGGAUGCUUCGCCCUGGCUCGAGAGCCGUGCUACGUAUAGGGGUCUAUCAACCGGCGCGCGUCGCACAAAUGUUGGGGAUCCCCCUUGAACGUCUACCUGUGUUUGCUGCCCUGGCGGGGAACGAUCUAGCGGAUCUCACCAAGACUUUCCACUCAACGUCGAGUCAGAGAAAACGCUCGAGGUCACGUCCUUUGCGCAAAAUGGACAUUGACAAAGUGGCGAACAUCAUCGCAUCGAUCGAAUCCACCUGCACUCUCGAAGAGACCCUGCAGAUCGCACUCGCCAAGCUUCUGGGCAAAUUCCAACCUUCAACGACGAUGCUUGAAGAGCUUGCUGCUUCGGCUCGGUCCUACGAACUCGUGUCGAUCGAGACCAUCAUUCCGGGGUUCCCUCUACAACCGCGCAUCUCCGACAGCCCCGAACAAGCCCAAUGUCGACGGCUGUACUUUGAUGAGAUCUUUGCUCGGGGUGACUCGGCCAAUUUCAUCUACCAAGCAACGCAAGCGCAACUCGUGGUGUCCAAGAUCACGGUUGAACGGCCCGAGUUUCGUUCGCCCUGCUUGACACUGGGUCGUCCCUUGCGAUCCCUCAUCUAUGCCGUACUCGACGAUGCAAUUGGUAUCGGCGCUCUGGCCAUUACCGAGUACUGUCGAAGGGAGAAUGAUUUACAUGCGACCCUCGUCCCCGUUCGCACCGUCGCGAAUUGCUCAAAGUCGCCGAUCCCUACCCCACUAUUGCUCGCCCCAAUCGGCGAGCGUCUACGCUUCCUGGUCGGCGCAUUCGAUUUCACGAUACCCUCAUCGACGACCAAGGAUGAAAUAUUCCGUUACCUUCCGCUCUUACUUGCUCUUCGACACAUUCAAUCCCACGCUCGAGUUCCUUGGUCCCGGUCAAUGCUCAUUUCUGCCCUCGCGACAGCCGUUACCCUCUCUUCUCCAGACCGGUACCACCAACUCAAAGUCGGGACUCAACUCCCUCGAGCGGCCAAUAUCGAACACAUUCAAUCCUCCGUCGAACUCGUCCAGACGUUGCACUACCUACAAAUCCUGCUCGAGGCGUUAUUGCUUGCCCAGGAAUUGACCCCUUGUCAUCUCCUAUUCGAUGGCGGCGUUUUGCAUGCUUUUUUGGCAGAGGGGGACGAGGUCGAGAAGCUUUUGGGCCAAUUAUUGGGAGAACAGGUAUUGAAAGAGGUUGGUGGGUUGGUGGAACUGGUGGAACUGGUGGAACUGGUGGAACUGGUGGAACUGGUGGAACUGGUGGAACUGGUGGAACUGGUGGAACAAUGA